Molecule: messenger RNA, 800 nt
Organism: Zophobas morio
Lineage: Eukaryota; Metazoa; Arthropoda; Insecta; Coleoptera; Tenebrionidae
Product: DNA-3-methyladenine glycosylase-like
Exons: 2
Coding region: 103-753 (216 amino acids)
Biological process (GO): base-excision repair
Molecular function (GO): alkylbase DNA N-glycosylase activity; DNA binding
Source: RefSeq, a predicted model, not a curated record
UCCAGUGACAUUAACCUGACCAAGUAAACAAACAAAAUUUAAUAAACAGCCACAACGCUAAUAAACACCAGUCACCUCUAAUUACUAAACAAACCGUCAAUAAUGGCCGAGUCACGACGACUCGGCAAAGCAGACCUGACUCUGCCGUGCAAAGAAAUGGCUCACUACCUCCUGGGAAAAAUUUUAGCCCGAAAACUCGACAACGGGGCCGUCCUCAAAGGCCGCAUCGUCGAAACCGAGUGUUACUUAGGGGGCGAAGACAAAGCCUCUCAUUCGUACAACGGCAGACAGACUCCUGGAAAUGAGCCCAUGUAUAUGCCCUCAGGAACCACCUACGUCUAUUUCACGUACGGAAUGUACUUUUGUUUCAAUAUUUCGAGUAUUGAGCCGGGGGCUGUCGUACUAAUCAGAGCUGCGGAGCCCCUUCAAGGUUUAGAAACUAUGGCGAAGUUUAGGUCGGUGAAGAAAAAGGGGGUUUUGAAGGAGACUGAGUUGUGCAAUGGACCCUCAAAGUUGUGUAUAGCCAUGAAUAUGACGAAACAGAAUUGUAAUAAAAUGGAUUUGUGUGAGAGUGAGGUCUUGUGGAUCGAGGAUGAUGGGGGAAAGGUGGAAGAGAAAGAAAUUGUGAUAAGCACGAGGAUAGGGAUUGCGUCUGCGGGGGAGGAGUGGGCCGGGAAGCCGUUGCGAUUUUACGUAUUGUCAAAUCCACAUGUUAGCAAAAGGGAUAAAAAAGCAGAGAGAGAAUUAAGUUGAACUGAUUUUUAUUAUAAGUAUUUAUGUUUAUAAAAAAAUUAUAAAAA